This is a messenger RNA of Fusarium sp. VM40, 483 nucleotides long. NCBI's taxonomy places the organism in Eukaryota, Fungi, Ascomycota, Sordariomycetes, Hypocreales, Nectriaceae. The record is from the annotation of a GenBank genome assembly.
AUGUCGGUCGCGUUAUUACGAAACCCGGAAGCUGAACGAAGAGCAAAGGAAAAGGCCGAAGCCCCGACAGUCAAGACAGAAGAGCAACAGAAGCGGGACGACCAGCUCAAACAGAAACAGGCCGUCGAAGCCCCCAAAAGAACCUUGGCAUUUCAGAAUAUCUGGCGACGAAAGUUCAGACCGCUUCCUGAGAAUAAAGCAGUUGAUCUAUUUGCCGACGUUAUUGGAGACGCUUUCAUCCUCUCGGUAGCCGUCGCACUGAUCGUUUACGAGACCUGGAAGUCAUCGCAGAAACCCGAUAUCAACAAAAUGCGGAUAGAAGAGUUGGACCAGAAAUUAGAGGAGCUUAAGAAGAGAGAAGAGGAGCUUGAAGAGUCAGAAAAGAGACAAAAAGAAAGAUACGAAAGCCUGGAGGAAGCCUUGCGCGCGUUGAGAGAUCCUAAGACGAAGCAACCUCUACUCCCAACAUUACAAGCAUCAUAA